Ceutorhynchus assimilis (cabbage seed weevil) is the source of this 1026-nucleotide messenger RNA. NCBI's taxonomy places the organism in Eukaryota, Metazoa, Arthropoda, Insecta, Coleoptera, Curculionidae. The record is from the annotation of a GenBank genome assembly.
AUAGUUCAAUGAAAAAUCCCAAAGUACAAAACAACAAAAUGAUAAUUAAUAAAUACACUCGCAUAAUAGGAAACCAUGUAAUCCUGGUACCGUACAAAGAGGAACACGUACCCAAAUAUCACCAAUGGAUGACAUCUGAAGAACUUCAGUAUUUCACCGGUUCAGAACCCCUCACUUUGGAACAAGAAUACGAAAUGCAAAAAUCAUGGCAGAGGGACAACAACAAGUUAACAUUCAUAGUACUGCAUAAAAACAAGUUUGAAGAAUCUGGAAAUGAAAUUGAUUCAAUGAUUGGAGACACGAAUCUGUUCUUUGCAACCCCCGAAGACCGUAUCUGUGCAGAAGCCGAAAUAAUGAUCGCAGAAUUGUGGGCUCGUGGCAAAAAGUGCGGCUGGGAAGCCAUGCUCCUAAUGUUCCUUUACUCGAUCACUCAUUUAGAAGUUAAACAGUUUGUGGUCAAAAUUACUUUGGAUAACGUGCCCAGUAUAAGCAUGUUUACUAAAAUUGGGUUCAUUGAAGUGAGCAAGAGCGAGGUCUUUCAAGAAGCCACUUUUAGUAAAUUGGUGGAUGAGGAUUGGAUUAAAUGGUUGCAUGAAAAUUUGGAGAGUUUUAUAAUUGACUAUAAAUAUAAUGAUUGAAUUAUUUGGUGAAUUUCUUUUUUAAAUUAUCCAUUAUUAGGUGUCUUUGGUGCAAGACUUCUCUUUGGCAAAAAGGUUUCAAGAACACUGGACAUUGAUAGUGGAUAGUUUCUUCACAUUGGGCUCCAUUUGUGCGAUUUGAUUUAGAAAAUUUGAAUACACUUUCAGAGUAUACUAAAAUAAAUUACUUAAAAUUGUAUACAAUCAAUUAUUUAUCUAUGUAAAAUACUUACAGCAAUAAAGAUUCAUAAACAUGCAAGUUUUAUGAAUAGAAUGUAUAAAGUAAAUAUUAUCUUCAUGAUUGGCUUUUAUUUGAAAAUGAGCAACUGCUUGGUUGGGUAGAUAAGGCCAAUGGGAUAAUUUUUCUGAAUAUUCCGUACUGUAAUUC